This is a messenger RNA of Cinclus cinclus, 2733 nucleotides long. It is a transcript of the gene DDR1, whose product is annotated as discoidin domain receptor tyrosine kinase 1. Gene Ontology annotation, molecular function: ATP binding; protein tyrosine kinase collagen receptor activity; collagen binding. The transcript is spliced from 17 exons. Lineage: Eukaryota; Metazoa; Chordata; Aves; Passeriformes; Cinclidae. Gene Ontology annotation, cellular component: signaling receptor complex; membrane. Gene Ontology annotation, biological process: positive regulation of kinase activity; cell surface receptor protein tyrosine kinase signaling pathway; multicellular organism development. The record is from RefSeq and is a predicted model, not a curated record. Bases 1 to 2733 code for a protein of 910 amino acids.
AUGGCGCUGCCGCUCCCCCUCCCCCUCCUGCUGCUGGCCGGGGUGGCCGAGGGGACCCCGCGGGGGACAGAGGGGACAGAGGAGGGGACACAGCUGGACCUGGCCCCGCUGUCCCCAGGCCGCUGUCGCUUCGCUCUGGGAAUGCAGGAUGGGACCAUCCCCGAUUUUCGCCUCUCGGCCUCCAGCGCUUGGUCUGACUCCACCGCCGCCCGCCACGGCCGGCUGGGCCGCAGCGACGGUGACGGCGCCUGGUGUCCGGCGGGGCCGGUGUUCCCGGCCGAGCAGGAAUUCCUGGAGGUGGAUCUGGGCCGGCUUCAUGUGGUGACACUGGUGGGGACACAGGGACGUCACGCGGGGGGACACGGCCGAGAGUUCGCCCACCAGUACCGGCUGCGCUACAGCCGCGACCGGCGCCGCUGGCUGCGCUGGAGGGACCGCUGGGGCACCGAGGUGAUUGGUGGCAACGAAGACCCCGAGGGUGUGGUUUUGAAGGACCUGGCGCCGGCGCCGGUGGCCCGGGCCCUCCGGGUGUACCCGCGGGCGCCGCGCGCCAUGAGCGUAUGCCUGCGCCUCGAACUCUACGGCUGCCCCUGGGAGGCUGGGCUCUUGUCCUACACGGCCCCGCGGGGACACGUCAUGGCCCUGGACCCCGUUCCCAUCGUCCUCAACGACUCCACCUACGAUGGCUUCAGCGCUGGCCCGUUGCACUUCGGGGGGCUGGGCCAGCUCUCGGAUGGGGUCCUGGGCCUCGAUGACUUCCUGAAGACCCGCGAGCGCCGCCUGUGGCCGGGCUACGACUAUGUGGGGUGGCCACGCCCCUCCGGGCCACACCCACACGUGGAGCUGGAGUUUGAGUUCCAGGAGCUCCGGGCCUUCCAUGCCAUGCAGGUCCACUGUAAUAACCUCCACACGCGCGGGGUCGGAAUCUUCCGGGCAGUCGAGUGUCGCUUCAAGAAGAGCUUGGCCACGGCCUGGGAGCCGACGGUGGCCACCCAUAGCCUGGCGGGGGCCAUCAAGGACCCCAGCGCCCGCUCGGUCACCGUCCCCUUGGGCGGGCGCAACGCACGAUUCAUCCAGUGCCGCUUCUUCUUUGGCGCCGAGUGGAUGCUCUUCAGUGAGGUCUCCUUCAUCUCAGAGGUGCUGGACGACCCUGUGGGUGCCAGCGGGUGGCCCCCGACCCCAGACCCCUCCGCCGCCAUCUUGGAAAGCGCUCGUGACGGGGGUGGGGCUAUCAACGUCACCUCCACGGUCCCUGGGGAGCCCAAACUGGUCCCACCGGUGGCCAAAGCCGAGUCUGGGCAGUCGCCGGCGCUGCUGGGCUGCCUGGGAGCCAUCAUCCUCCUCCUGGUGGCCAUCCUCAUCCUCACCCUGAGGCACCGCCUCUGCUCCGGGGCACUGGGCAAGGCCCCAGGCCGCGGGCCAGAGGCGGCGCUGCGGGUUCAGCUCUCGGGGGACACCGUGGUCAUCAACAACGCCACGGCGGGGGGAGGGGCACGGGGGCUGCCCCGCUACGAGCGGAUCCCGACCGGAACCGGGACCGGGACCGGAACCGGAACCGGGGAGUACCAGGAACCCACCCGGGCACGGCCCCGACCCCCCGCGCUGCCCCCCGGGGCUGCUAACCCAGCCUAUCGGCUGCUCCUGGCCACCUACGCCCGGCCAAUGGGAGGCCUCGCCCGGACCACGCCCGACGGCGGCAAGCCAAUCAACACCGACGGUAAGGGUGAGCCCGAGGGGGGGGCAGGGGCCUACGCCGAGGCUGAUGUCACAGGAGGCUCUGGAUACGCCCUGGCUGGCCCCGCCCACAGCCCCGCCCACAGCCACGCCCUCCCCUCCUUCCCACGGCACCUCCUGCGCUUCCGGGAGAAGCUGGGGGAGGGGCAGUUUGGAGAGGUGCUGCUGUGUGAGGUCAUCGCCCCUCACACCUUGGACUUGGCCACGCCCCUCGGUUCAAGCCCCGCCCCCACAGACGUAGGGCGCCCCCUUCUGGUGGCGGUCAAGGUGCUGCGGCCGGACGCGACCAAGAACGCCCGGAGGGAUUUCCUGCAGGAAGCGCGCACCCUGGGCCGGCUGCGGGACCCCAACAUCGUUCGUCUGCUGGGCGUGUGCUCGGGGCCCGGCCCCCUGUGCAUCGUCACCGAGUACAUGGAGCACGGAGACCUGCACCAGUUCCUGGGAGGGCCCCGAGGCCACGCCCUCAGUUUUGCCACCCUGCUCCACGUGGGAGCCCAGAUCGCGUCCGGGAUGCGAUUCCUGGCACGCAGGAAUUUCGUUCACCGGGAUUUGGCCACUCGGAAUUGCCUGGUGGGCGACGGAUUCACCGUCAAGGUCGCCGAUUUCGGCAUGAGCCGGAACCUCUACAGCGCCGAUUAUUACCGGGUACGGGGCCGGGCGCUGCUGCCCAUCCGCUGGAUGGCCUGGGAGUGCAUCCUCAUGGGGACGUUCAGCCCGGCCAGCGACGCCUGGGCCUUCGGGGUGACGCUCUGGGAGGUUCUGACGCGCUGCCGGGAGCAGCCGUACGGGGCCCUGAGCGACGAGCAGGUGAUCGCCAACGCCGGACACCACUUCCGGAACCGCGGGCAGCAGGAGUACCUGCCCUGUCCCCCCGGCUGCCCCCCUGCCCUGCACCGGCUGAUGUUGAACUGCUGGGCCCGAGAGGCGGCCGAGCGGCCGGACUUCGGCCACCUGCACCGGGCCCUGAGUGACCAUCGUCAUCUUCAUCAUCAUCACUGA